This is a messenger RNA of Pocillopora damicornis (cauliflower coral), 1586 nucleotides long. Its product is annotated as histamine H2 receptor-like. The record is from RefSeq and is a predicted model, not a curated record. NCBI's taxonomy places the organism in Eukaryota, Metazoa, Cnidaria, Anthozoa, Scleractinia, Pocilloporidae.
AUGUCCUGUGAGAUUUACACUUUUAAGUACGAAGCGAACGACUGUGAAAAUACAUCGUUCGUCCAAUCAGAGACACGAACAGUAGGAUUUCACAAGAAUCAAUCAAUAAUGAAUAUACAGAAUACUUCAUUGGAAUACAGCGCGAAUACUUCAAUUAACUCCACAGACGAUUGCGUCCUUCCACAGACGCAUGGCGUGCUUCUUAUGAUAGUUAAUUCUAUAGCAGCCGUGGUCGGAACCUGUGGAAACAUUAUGGUUUGUAUUGCGGUACUCACGAGCACUCGUCUUCGUCGCAGCUCCAACUUCCUUCUUCUCAGUCUGGCCAUUGCUGAUUUGGUAGUGACGAUGAUCUGCGAGCCUUUGGUAGCUGCUAUAGUCGCUAAGAGAGCGUUUCUCCAUGAUUGUGCAUCCAGCCUGGAGCUUGCUUACGUUAUCAGCUCAAACCUCUCGUGCUCUGCAUCAGUCAUGCACCUGGCAGCCAUCAGUGUGGACCGUUUCCUUGCCGUUGUCUACCCUCUCCGCCACAGACGGAUCAUGAACAGUUACGGUUUGAAGAUUAUGUUAGGAGUUGUCUGGGGCGUAUCUAUCAUUUUCGCUUCAUGCCGCAUUCCCUUCCUCAAGGAGACAUCUUAUCUGGUUCUCGUGGUGUUUGUUGUAAGCUAUGGCUUAAUAAUUAUCUGCUACGCGUCCAUCGUGACUUUUCUUGUCAAAGAAAAGCGAAGAAAAAAUGAAAUCAGAGCACCACCCACAGUUGUUGUUAAUUCCAAAAUCGAGCGCCGUGUGGCGUUUACACUAGCAAUGGUAAUAGCUAUCUUCACCGCAUGUUGGCUGCCGAUGAUUGUCGUGUUCUUUGCUGCAGGUAAAUCCCUUGUUAAGAUGUAUGGGACUGCUUACAUGUGGAUCCGAUCCUUAGCACUUUCAAAUUCAGCCAUGAACUUCAUCAUCUACAGUGCAAGGAUUCGUGACUUUCGGGAUGCUUACGCCCUGAUAUGCCGAAAGACUCUCCACUGCAUGUAAUAAUUCAGUUGUUUUAGAGAGUAUUAAGGCUGGGGAUACGAACUAACUGUACAUGUUAUAGUCAAUCGUUAACUUCUGAGUAAAGAUCGGAAAAAGCAAUGAGAAAAUUAACGGUGUAGAAUGAAUCAAGAGGAUGCAACACAAACGAUGUGAAUAAGUAAAUUUAGAGGUAAACAGACAACAGAUAUUAAGAGCUUUGAGAGAUCUAGAGACACCUGUUCUAAAUAUAGUAUUUCCUUUUCAGCUAACAUAAAUGUCAAUGAAGCAAUUAACGCAGUGUCCAUAUUAGAAAUUUAGAAACAUCGCCCAAUAUUUUAUGUAAAAAUUGACCCAAUUUGCUACAGCGGAAGUAAAUCGAUAUCGAUUUACUCAAAUACACCUGUAUUUGAGUGUGCGGGGUUUUCAAAGUUUAUAUCACACUGAAAACCAGAAAUGUUUCAUAUUGUUUCGUGAUAGGUUGCUUAGCAUUUGAUCAGUGAUUUUUAUUAUAGUUAGUUUAAACAGUAUUGAAUAAUGCAGUGUAAAAAGGGCUAUUUUACCGUAGAGUGUCACGGAAAAAUAGCGGGGUA